GACUUUGAUCAACAACUUUUAAAUCCGGAGAUGUGUAAAGCCUUCAAGUCAUUCAUAUUACUGCACUCCGAUCGGCUGCCGGAUAUGAAUUCGGCAUUCAACGUUAUCAUACCGAUAAUAAUAGAUAAAAACGUAGAUGCAAUAUACCGGAUUUGGACGUCCAAUAAUAAUGUGGCAAAGGAAAAUUUUUCGACAACUAAUAAUAUUUUAAUGUGUGACUAUAAUUAUGUAUUCUUGUUUGCAAACAUUGUACUGGAGAAAUUUCCGAAUACUGUUGCCGUCAAAGACAUAAACAGCAAACUAAGUCGUUGGCUCUCGCAAGCUCCAGACAGAAAAGGCGGCAGAAAAGAACGCCUUAAGGGCAUGUGA
Belonocnema kinseyi is the source of this 369-nucleotide messenger RNA. RefSeq lists its product as uncharacterized. NCBI's taxonomy places the organism in Eukaryota, Metazoa, Arthropoda, Insecta, Hymenoptera, Cynipidae. The coding region runs from base 31 to 369 and encodes 112 amino acids. The record is from RefSeq and is a predicted model, not a curated record. The transcript is spliced from 2 exons.